Messenger RNA from Vicia villosa (hairy vetch), 843 nucleotides. RefSeq names its product zinc finger BED domain-containing protein RICESLEEPER 2-like. NCBI's taxonomy places the organism in Eukaryota, Viridiplantae, Streptophyta, Magnoliopsida, Fabales, Fabaceae. The record is from RefSeq and is a predicted model, not a curated record. Gene Ontology annotation, molecular function: protein dimerization activity. The coding region runs from base 73 to 675 and encodes 200 amino acids. The transcript is spliced from 3 exons.
AAGGCCCUAUUAUAUUGAGCCCCUAAUUAUUGAGAUUUAUUUUGGGCCCUAAAAUUUUAGGCCCUUUGUAUAAUGCAUUAUUUUUUGGCCCCAUUGAAGGGCCUUAUUUUAUUCCAAAAAUUCAUAGAAACUUCAUUUUCCUGUAGCACAAAAGCACAAGACUGUAUAUUUUUCCGAUCAGCAAAGCUUCGCCAGCACCGCCACCGCCACCGUCAAGCCAUUGCGCCGCCGUCGAAUUUUCUCCAUUACAAAACAAAGGAUUUUAAAACAUGGAACUCGAUUGAGAGUAGGUUUGUUCCUGAAAAGAGUGAGUUAGAUAUAUACUUUGACGAUGAAUUGAUGGAGCUGGAUGAAGAACACUCUGAAGAUUUUGAUGUACUUCUUUAUCGGAAGUUAAAUGAGAAAAAGUUUCCAAUACUCUCUAUAAUGGCACGUGCUGUGCUUAGCAUUCCUAUCACGACUGUAGCAUCUGAGUCUUCUUUUAGUAUUGGUGGACGUGUUCUUACCAAAUACAUAAGUUCUACUCUUCCAGAACAUAUCCAAAUGUUGAUUUGUACUUGGAGCUGGUUGUAUGGAUUUUCUGAAAAUAUGAAUGAUGAGGAAGAUAUCAACACUAAGGAUGAAUGCAAUACCGAGAUGACAAUGACUCAACAUAGAUUUGGAUUGCAAGAUUGAAGUGGAGAAUUAAUUUUAGUGCAUAUACUUUAAUGAGUUUGUUGAAUUGAUAUUUUUAUGCCUUUAACUAAUAUGUUUAUGGAUUGUAAUGGAGAUACAUUGAAUUGAUAUUUUCAUGUCUUUAAUUGAUAUUUUAGUGCCAUAUACAUUUUUUCUUUUUGAAAACAU